CAUUACACCGCGGCCGUUAAUGUUUAAUGAGGUUUGUCUCCCAAUUAAUGUGCUUUCCCGUGGGUGCCCACUCCCAGAGCGAGACACCCGCCGGACGGCACGCUGACACGAUGGGUGACGAGCAAGUGCCCGAGCAGGGCCUGGACAGGUUCAGCUACGACUAUGAGACCAUCCGCAACGGGGGGCUCAUCUUCGCCGUGGUGGCGUUUGUCGUAGGGCUCCUCAUCAUCCUCAGCCAGCGGUUCCACUGUGGAGGGAAGAAGAAGAGGAGACAAGGAAAUGAGGAAGACCUGUAGCUGCAGAGCUGCCAUGGAAGCAGAGCUUCAUCCAAAGCAGAGAAGUCCUUGCCAAGGGCCACCCCUUGCCCCGCUCCAGUGGAUCCAUUACCCUGCUGACCCCGGGCCAGGCCAGAACGCAAAUUGCCCUCGUGCUUUCCCCUCUGUUAGAGCCAGCGAGAGUUCCUUGGCUAAUAAAGUUCAAGCUGAGAGAGGUUAAA
Messenger RNA from Calidris pugnax (ruff), 496 nucleotides. It is a transcript of the gene FXYD2, whose product is annotated as FXYD domain containing ion transport regulator 2. The transcript has 6 exons. Gene Ontology annotation, biological process: regulation of sodium ion transmembrane transporter activity; monoatomic ion transport. Gene Ontology annotation, molecular function: sodium channel regulator activity. The coding region runs from base 27 to 296 and encodes 89 amino acids. Lineage: Eukaryota; Metazoa; Chordata; Aves; Charadriiformes; Scolopacidae. Gene Ontology annotation, cellular component: membrane. The record is from RefSeq and is a predicted model, not a curated record.